ACAGAUAACAAGUUAUAAGUUCAGUGUUUAAUCGUAAUCAAUACACAGGUACAGUCUUCAUACAACAUUAAAUGUUUGGAAACAGUAAUUAUAUUGCAGAAAUAGAAGAUGGAUAUGAAUAAUGGUGUUAACCCUGCUCAAAGUGAUGUAGUGCGAAUAGAAGUGUAUGAAGGUAGAAACGCAGACCGAGUGACAGUCCACAGAGAGCCGCCGCCGCCGUACGAAGCGACGUUUGACAACGUGACGGUGAUUCAUCACCCGGUCACGGUUACUCAUACCUCUGCUGACAUACAACGUAAACUGAAGAACUCUCCUGCAUACUACAUCUGUCCUGCAUGCGAUGAAAGAAUCAUAACGAAAGUUGCUUAUUCAACCACUGAAAAAACUCAUAUGCUGGCUGGCUUUAUUUGUGGAUUUUCUUGUUGGUGUUUACUUUGCUGUUUGGCAGCAAUACCAUACUUUACAAAGACUUUUAAGAAAGCACAUCACUUCUGCCCAAAUUGCAAUACUAUGCUAGGAGUGUAUUCCCUUUUAUAACAAUACAAAAAGGUUAUUGAACUUCUGCUUCGAAUGGGUCUCGAUAGUCUAUAGUAAUACUCAUGAAUUGUUUGCACUAAACUUUUAUAAAUAUGGAUUUAAACUUUACAGGAACACAAUUUUGAAAGUUUCAAAACAAGUGUUUUUCUAAAUCAUGACAUGUAUUGCAGAUCUUUUGUAAUAAAGGAUUUUGGAACCUGGGUUUCCGAGCAUGAAGAUAAACGUGGCAACAAUAUGUAUUAGUAAAUAAGAGCCUGUCUCACUGAGGUGGCAGGAAAGAGGCUGAUAUUAAAAUGAUCAGUCAUAAUAUGUUUAUAUUGCAGCAUGAUUUGAUAUACAUAUUUAUGAAUCAGGUUUGUUAGUCCAGGGGAUGUUUUCAUGCAUUGAGUACCAAUUUCCUUUAGUACAUAUGAAUAAAUGUAAAUAUAAAACUUAUUUAAAUAAAAAUAUUGUAUUUUCUUUUUUACAACCAUUUUUUUUUUUCCAACACUUAUAACAUGAUAUUUUGCAAAUGCAGCAAAAAUUAUAUGCUUCAUUCUUGUGAGGACUUCAAACUUUUUCCUUUAGCACUCCAUCACC
Helicoverpa armigera (cotton bollworm) is the source of this 1116-nucleotide messenger RNA. Its product is annotated as lipopolysaccharide-induced tumor necrosis factor-alpha factor homolog. The transcript has 2 exons. The record is from RefSeq and is a predicted model, not a curated record. Lineage: Eukaryota; Metazoa; Arthropoda; Insecta; Lepidoptera; Noctuidae. Bases 109 to 537 code for a protein of 142 amino acids. Gene Ontology annotation, molecular function: zinc ion binding.